This is a messenger RNA of Tripterygium wilfordii, 1547 nucleotides long. RefSeq names its product IAA-amino acid hydrolase ILR1-like 3. Gene Ontology annotation, cellular component: endoplasmic reticulum. The transcript has 5 exons. Gene Ontology annotation, biological process: auxin metabolic process. The coding region runs from base 85 to 1383 and encodes 432 amino acids. The record is from RefSeq and is a predicted model, not a curated record. NCBI's taxonomy places the organism in Eukaryota, Viridiplantae, Streptophyta, Magnoliopsida, Celastrales, Celastraceae. Gene Ontology annotation, molecular function: IAA-Ala conjugate hydrolase activity.
UGGCGACUGACAACGAUGACUCGAUGAGGACGAGUUUACAAGCUGAAUUGCUGGUAUAGUUCGUAGUUUACUUUCCUUCUUCUCAUGCGAAUGGGAAUUCCUUCCAUUGCCUUUCAGAUUCUCUCAGUUUUGUUGGUUGGUGGCACAGCAAUUAAUGGGGCCGAUAAUCCAAUAUACGCAAGGCAGAUAUUAAGCUCAGCCCGAAAGGAGAAAGACUGGUUGGUCUCAAUAAGGAGACAAAUCCACGAAAACCCAGAACUGCGUUUUGAAGAACACAACACAAGCGCUCUUAUUCGAACUGAACUCGACAAGCUUGGCAUCCCAUAUGAAUACCCAUUUGCCAAAACCGGCGUCGUUGCCCAAAUCGGCUCUGGUUCUCGCCCCGUCCUUGCACUUCGGGCCGACAUUGACGCCCUACCCUUGCAAGAGCUUGUUGAUUGGAAGCAUAAGAGCAAAAUUGACGGCAGAAUGCACGCUUGUGGACACGAUAUCCACACAACGAUGCUACUUGGUGCUGCCAAGCUGCUUAAUCAACGUAAAGAGAGACUUAAGGGAACUGUGAGACUUCUUUUCCAACCAGCUGAAGAAGGAGGGGCUGGCGCAUCUUACAUGAUAGAAGAAGGAGCUCUUGGUGAUGCCGAAGCAAUAUUUGGAAUGCACAUUGAUAGUGAAAUACCCACUGGAAGCAUAGCGUCUCUUCCUGGGCCAGUCCUGGCUGCUGUAUGUUUUUUUGCUGUAAAAAUAGAAGGAAAGGGUGGGCAUGCUGCAGAGCCCCACACCACCACGGACCCUAUACUUGCAGCAUCAUUUACAAUCUUGGCACUGCAGCAGCUCGUCUCAAGAGAGUCUGAUCCCCUGCACAGUGAAGUUCUAUCUGUUACUUACGUGAGAUGUGGGACUGCCAUGAAUGUCAUUCCGGCAUACGCCGAGUUUGGGGGUACUUUAAGAAGUCUAACAAGUGAGGGCUUGCAUCGACUCAGGGAAAGGAUGAAAGAGGUUAUCAAAGGUCAGGCAGGUGUGCACAGAUGCAAAGCAUAUGUUGACAUGAAAGAAGAAGAAUAUCCGGUAUAUCCUGCUACCGUGAAUGAUGUGGGCUUGCACCAGGAUGUUCAAAGGAUUGGUAAACUCCUGCUUGGUCCUGAGAAUGUGCAUAUGGGGAAGAAAGUGAUGGCAGGUGAGGACUUUGCCUUCUAUCAAGAACGUGUUCCUGGGAUUAUGCUUAGUAUUGGAAUUAGAAAUGAAAAGGUUGGGGCAAUUUAUUCUCCACACUCACCUCACUUCUUUGUUGACGAGGAUGUACUUCCAAUUGGGGCUGCGUUACACACUGCCCUCGCAGAGACUUAUCUUAGUGAUCAUCAAAAGUCUAAUGUUGAUGUGAAGUAAGGAUUUUAUGUAAAUUUCAGCCCUAUGAAUUAUGAUUCUGUAUGUGAGUGUAUUUGCGUUGGUUGGUAAAUAACUUUGUAGCAGUGUCAAUAACCUGGCCGGUGGCAUUACUUUUUACUUUAUAUCAUACGAUUAACGCAUUUCCUUGAACCCUGUUUUUGGCA